This is a messenger RNA of Alnus glutinosa, 1448 nucleotides long. RefSeq names its product large ribosomal RNA subunit accumulation protein YCED homolog 1, chloroplastic. The record is from RefSeq and is a predicted model, not a curated record. Lineage: Eukaryota; Viridiplantae; Streptophyta; Magnoliopsida; Fagales; Betulaceae. Bases 337 to 1314 code for a protein of 325 amino acids. The transcript is spliced from 3 exons.
CAUUUCUCUGGAGAGUCCCUCGUACAUCAUCUCUCUCUCUCUCUCUCUCUCUCUCUCUCUCUCGUGUAUAUAUACACAUACGUUUAGUAGUGUUUCCAAUCGUAGAGAGAAUAUCAUUUCACUGUUGGUCUUGCAGAAUUUGGUUGCUCUUUUUCCCUUGCUGAGUUUCCUGACUCAUCCAAUAUAAUCAUAGAGGCAUAGAGCCACGUUGAUAUUGAUUCGCAACCAUUCUUAUAUCCAGAAUUUGACACAAUGCCCAAUUCCUUUGAAUAAUUAUCUGAAAGCCUUAUAAAGUUUUCUAUCCCAUAGAAUUUCCUGUAGUGAUAUCAUAACUAAAUGUCAUUUAUAUUCCCCUCAUCUUCUGUGGUUCCCUCCUCUUGUUUAAACCAAUUGAAGGUCUAUAGUUUGAAAUCCAAGGGAAGUGCUUCUCUAAAUCCGUGCUUUCCCCGCGUUCAAUACAAAGUUCUAUGGAGUAUAACCAAAGAUAAACAUCCAGUUUCCAAAAGUAAACCCCAUAGUAUCUUAAAGUCUACUGCAAGAGAUUGCAUACGAACUAAUAAUCAGUCAAUCGAAGAAAAUGAUGUAUCUUUUGAUGGGGGAGAUCAAGGACAAAAAGAGAUUGAAGACACAGGGUCACCAUGGAAAGGGGCUGUUAUUUACAAGAGAAACCCUUCGGUUUCACAUGUGGAGUACUGCACAACCUUAGAGAGGCUUGGGUUGGGAGAGCAUUCAACUGAGAUCUCCAAGUCUAGUGCUUCAAUAAUGGGUUUACGGGUCACAAAAGCUGUUAAGGACUAUCCGCUUGGAACACCUGUGCAGAUCUCCAUUGACGUAACAAGGAAGAGGCAAAAGUUGAGGCUCGAUGGUAUCAUCAGAACGGUCAUCACUCUUUGCUGCAAUAGGUGUGGCGAGCCUGCUGCUGAGAGUGUAUUCUCCAACUUCACGCUUUUACUAACUGAACAACCCAUUGAAGAGCCAGAGGUUAUCAGUAUGGGAGUCAUGUUUGGGGAUGGGAAAGUCAAAACAACUUCUGGAAUUAGUGAGGAAGAAGAGGAAGAUGAUGAAGCUUCAAUUGAUUUGGAUGACCGGCUGUAUUUUCCUCCUGAAGAAAAAGAAAUUGAUAUUUCGAAGAACAUAAGAGACAUGGUUCAUGUAGAAAUUACCAUUAAUGCAAUCUGUGAUCCGAGUUGCAAAGGUUUGUGUCUGAACUGUGGUACAAACCUAAAUACUAGUAGUUGUAGCUGUAGGAAAGAGGAAGUGAAGGAGAAGAGUUACCCUCUUGCAAAUUUGAAAAAUCAAAUGCAGCGAACAUGAGGUGAGGUGAAGUGAUAUGGAGUCCCAUUAGAAGUAGUUUUGUUGUUCAAUAUACCGUCCUUUUCUUUUCUUAUCUGAUUGUGAUUGAAAGAAUUGACUGACAUUUUAGAGGAAGAUAAGAGAUUAGUUGACAA